AUGGCUGAGCAGAUGGGCUUGUUCGAUGCGAUAUACAGUCAGAGGCAAAUCACCCGUUACAAGACCGAUCCGGUACCUGAGGGGGCGCUGGAACACAUGGUUGACGCUGCCGUGCGUGCCCCAAACGGUGGCAAUACACAACCUUGGGAAUUCGUCGUGGUGAAUGACCCGACGUUGGUGCGGCAACUCGGAGAGCUCUACAAGAACACGUGGCUGGAUGGCAUGGGCUGGGAACCCGGCCCCGAUGAAACCCGCGUUUAUCGGCACGCACGUCGCCUGGCGCACCAUAUGCCCGACGUGCCGGCGAUGAUCGUGAUUUGCGCCGACCAUUCGCGGGGCAGCGGAUAUCAGUCUGGCGAACCCAUCGAACGAGGCCGCCACGCGGCAUCUAUCUGGCCGGCGAUUCAAAACCUCUUCCUGGCCGGCCGCGCGUUGGGUCUGGGGACGCGAAUUACUACCGUGCUCAAUCGCAAGGAGGACGAGGUCAGGACCAUUUUGGGCUUUCCCGAGUACGCCGAAAUGAUUUGCCUCACGCCGGUUGGCUACCCUCAGGGUAACUUCGGGCCCACCACCCGACGGCCGGCGUCGGAAGUAACGUCGAUUAAUGGUUGGGGCAAGCGCGGUUGGUCCAACUAA
This is a messenger RNA of Geodia barretti, 636 nucleotides long. The record is from the annotation of a GenBank genome assembly. NCBI's taxonomy places the organism in Eukaryota, Metazoa, Porifera, Demospongiae, Tetractinellida, Geodiidae.